GGUCACACUGAUUCCUACAUACGUGCGUUCGAGAAAAAUCUGCUUCUGCAACUAAAACACUAUCAAAAACAAAUAAAAUGUCACUUUUUAGUGCAUUGGGAUUAAUGGGCGACUUCGACGAUGACUUGGGACUAAUGAACAAUCACAUGAACCACACCAUGAAUGCCAUGGGCAUGCAAAUGCGCUCGAUGAACCGCUUGAUGAACACAUUUAUGCCGGAUCCGUUUAUGCAAGUAUCGCCAUUCGAUCCCGGAUUCCAGCAGAGCGCACUGAUGGAGCGUCCCCAUCAAAUGGCAGCCAUGCCAGCAAUGGGAAUGUUUGGCAUGCCCAUGAUGCCUAACUUCAAUCGUUUGCUUAAUGCCGAUAUUGGCGCCAAUCCUGGCGCUUCGUUUUGCCAAAGCACCGUGAUGACCAUGUCAUCGGGCCCCGAUGGCCGACCACAGAUCUAUCAGGCCAGCACCAGCACCAAAACUGGCCCAGGCGGCGUUCGCGAGACGCGUAAAACAGUCCAGGACUCGCGCACAGGCGUGAAGAAAAUGGCCAUCGGUCAUCACAUUGGGGAGCGUGCCCACAUCAUUGAGAAGGAGCAGGACAUGCGCUCGGGGCAGCUGGAGGAGCGUCAGGAGUUCAUCAACCUGGACGAGGAAGAGGCCGAGCAGUUUGAUCGCGAGUUUACCACUCGCGCCCAUCGUGGAGGCGGUCCACACGGCCGCCACGGUGGCAUGCAGGCCAUACGCGCACCUCCGCCAGCAGCCUCGACCUCUACGCUCACCAUUGAGCCGCUCGAUGAUGAUGACGACGAUGAUGACUGUGUGAUUCAGGAGCAGCAGCCACAGGGCCGCUCGUCGGCUGGCCGGCAGUUGCCAACGCUGCCAGCACCUCCUACGGCUCCGCACGGAAGCCGCAAUGCUACAGCAGCAGCAGCAACAACUUCGUCGUCCCCAGCGGUCCACGAUCCAUCGAACAACAACUACGUGAGCAUUGGGAAUUCGCGACGCGCCUACAUGCGCAAUGGGCAACACUUGGCCACUCCCCGUCGACCUCUGCGUACCCCCGCGUCCUCGCCGCUGGCCACGAUAUCCAGCGGCAGUCACAGCAUUGCAGCCACGCCAAGCAUACAUCCACAUCCUUAUGCGGCACAUCCAAGGCGCCAGCAGCGGCCCAUGAAGAACAGCCACCAGCAGCAGCACGCCACAGAAGAUGGCGGCGAAGCACCAAGUUCCAAGUCGGGCAAACGGGUCAAGAAAUAGAAGAAAAGCUACAGGCUGCAAACCCACACACACAAUGCUUCAUCUCUAACCACCACACACACACAAGGACACUCAUACACACACUGGGAAAGCUAACGCUGAUCCUGUUCCAAAAGUACACUUAAUUAUAAUAUAGAAGAGAUAAAACCACAACCACACCCCCACACAGAACACAAUUAGGCGGCCGUUUUGUGCGCGUUCCUGCCUGCGACUAUCGACACAACUAUCGUUUGGCCGCGACAGGUGCAAACCAACUGUUCCUCAAUCCGACUGCGUGCCGUUACGCAGGCAGGCACAUAAACAGCUGUGGCAUAAAAGCACUCCACCACCACCCACAAAAUUUGCCAAACAGCGAAAUUAAAAACAAAACACUUGAGUUGUACGAUACUAAGGCAGGAAAAUGGAAACAAUUUUUCAAAAUUUCCAAAA
Drosophila subobscura is the source of this 1679-nucleotide messenger RNA. RefSeq names its product myeloid leukemia factor (gene Mlf). The record is from RefSeq and is a predicted model, not a curated record. Gene Ontology annotation, biological process: regulation of DNA-templated transcription. Gene Ontology annotation, cellular component: cytoplasm; nucleus. Lineage: Eukaryota; Metazoa; Arthropoda; Insecta; Diptera; Drosophilidae. The transcript is spliced from 5 exons. Bases 78 to 1250 code for a protein of 390 amino acids.